Plasmopara halstedii is the source of this 2184-nucleotide messenger RNA. RefSeq lists its product as uncharacterized. Lineage: Eukaryota; Oomycota; Peronosporomycetes; Peronosporales; Peronosporaceae. The coding region runs from base 1 to 2184 and encodes 727 amino acids. The transcript is spliced from 3 exons. The record is from RefSeq and is a predicted model, not a curated record.
AUGUUGUCUCCAAGCCGUGCAUGCAGCAUUGGCCCAUUCAAUAUAGCGGACAGUGGUUUUGGUAAAUUCGAGAUACGAGACAAUGAAGAUGGCGAAGCUAUCACGCUAGACAAUUUUGACGAGACUGAUGCAAUGGCCGACCCCAUUUUGAACAGUCCCCGUUCCAUCGAGGCUUGUCGGAUGCUUGGUCUCGAGUUUAGCGAACUUAUUUUUCAUCCGCUCGAGUACUUUCUUAGCUCUUCAAAAGGUUUUUGUAGGACGCUGGAAGAUCGAGAAUUUGCCGCCAAACGAGCAGCGAGGUAUGAGAAAAAUCGUCAAAUUCAGCUUCGCAAUGUGCGCGCGCAACGCCACGAGCUAAUUGAGGCUCAGCUUCAAAAGCUUCAAGGCCUCAUGUCGCUUAAAACGCGCACCUUUUGUCGCUCUCCAGUGGGUGCUGCUCGUUUGGGCUUUGGAAUCACGCCGAAAUGUUGCUCAACCGAAGCGCAAGCAUUGACUGUGAUUGAACGAGAAAAGCGAGAACUUGAGCGAAUACAACAGCGUCAAGCGCUGGAAGUCCAGCAAAUGCUCAAUUUUGAAUAUAAGUUGACGGAGCUACAACAAGAGCGUGAGAGGAAGGAAAUAGAGCAAAAGCGACGAGAGGAAUUACUUGUUAUGGAGCGUAUACAAAGACAGCGAGAGGUUGAUGAAUUAAAACGUCGUCGAGAGAUUGAAAGAGCAGAGCAGCAUCGUCAAGAGCUCCAGGUGGCUAAACAACAAGCUCUUGAGCAGCGGAGAGACUUAAGGAGACGUGAGCAACGUGCAAAGCAAGAAGAAGCUCGUCGGCUGCGUGAUGCGCAGCUCAGUGAAAGAGAACGCCAGCGUCAUCACGAAGAAGCUCGAAAGCAAAAUGAGAUGCAAUUGAAAGCACGAGAAUUAGCUGAAAAACAGGCUCGAAACUCGGCACGGAUCGCUAAUGUGCUGCACGAAAAAGACUUGCAACGCUCAGCUCAGCUUGAAGAAGCAGCUCGUAAACAACAACUCAUUGACGAACGUCGUCAAGCACUUGAAUACGAGCGGAGGAUGAAAGAGGAGGAAGGACGACUCCAAGGACUUCGAAAAAAAGAAGCUAUAGAAGGUGUUCAGCGCCAGUUAGCAAUGAUUGAAGAAAAGCGUCGAGAGCAGCUUCAAGAGAAAGAGCGACUGGCUCAGCUACGGCUGGUGCAGCGUGAAUAUGAAAAAGAACAGCAUUUAAAAGCCCAACAGCGGGAAGAGCGGCGAUUGGAACGGGAACGUCGGAGUGCAUACGAGCGCAUGGAAGCGCAUCUUCACGAGAAGCAAGCUGCUGUACUUCGAAAGACAAAAAUGAAGGCCAUGGCAGCGCAGAGGAUGCAAGAGUAUAAGCAUGCAUCUGUGCGAGCUAGACUGCAAGAUGCUAAAUUACGCGAAGAAGAGAUUCAGAGCGCACUUCAGCGUAAGAAUCGACAGGACGAAUACCGUGCCAAGCUUCUGCUUUCUCGAAUCGAGACGGACAAUCAUCGCAUUGAGCAUUUACAAGAGCAGCGUGCCAGUCUCAUUCGUCGACGACAAGAGAUCAAGCAAAGAGCUGGUCGUCAAAAGCAUGAAAUUCUCGAGAGUUUUUACAAGAUGAAAGUGACCAAGAAAUUGAACCUUCCUAAGCAUAUAAGGCUUAAGAUAGGAAUUGGACGGCCGCGUUCGGCUUCCGAAGCACUUUAUCCAACGCAAUCUUUGCAAACAGAAAGUAAAGGUGUUGAACGACCAUCAGGAAAUAGUAGGAGACCCAUGAGUGCCGUAGCACGACGCUCUCGUUGUGCUACUAUAAGUCGUCAACGUAUUACUAGCCGUGAGCGACAGAAUACAUCAGACACAGACUCGUGUUGUGGCUCUCACAGCGCCGAGUCUGCAGAGGAAUUUGUGAAUUUCGCUGAUGAAAAAAUUAUUGCUAUGAUUAACGAUCUUCAAAGACGACAGAAUGAAGAAUUGCUGGAGGUUUUACAGGAAGAACAUCAUGCGGAAGAACAACGGGAGCAUCUUUUGCACCAAGCAUCUGCUGAUCCACGUGAACGUGGACGAAUAGAGAGACUGUUUGAUAUCGAACGAGGUUUAGCCAGUGAGCGCAUCAUGCAGAUCACACACCGACAUGAGUGCACGUUGGCAGCUAUGAUGCACGAGCUUCAGGCUAUUUAG